Poeciliopsis prolifica (blackstripe livebearer) is the source of this 3174-nucleotide messenger RNA. It is a transcript of the gene schip1, whose product is annotated as schwannomin interacting protein 1. Gene Ontology annotation, cellular component: cell junction; plasma membrane. Bases 104 to 2272 code for a protein of 722 amino acids. The transcript has 15 exons. Gene Ontology annotation, biological process: positive regulation of hippo signaling. The record is from RefSeq and is a predicted model, not a curated record. Lineage: Eukaryota; Metazoa; Chordata; Actinopteri; Cyprinodontiformes; Poeciliidae. Gene Ontology annotation, molecular function: protein binding.
AUCCGAUUGGCUGCGAGAAUCUUCCAAGUCUGGUCUCUCACCGGCUGCUCCCGACCCAAAGUGCUCACUCCGUCUCUGUCGAACUGCGAGGAAACAGGUCGUCAUGCUGAGGAGCGGCGCGAACAGAAACAUGCAUCAGGGGGAGGAGGUGAGGCUGCGCAGCGGGAGUCUGGCUCGCGAGAGGAAGCACCUUGCCUUGUGCAUCAAUAACAAGGAAGAAGUGAAGAGCUAUCAUCGCUGCUGCAGCCACAGCGGAGGGCCAGCACUUCAGAAGAUUGAGAGAAGUGAGGAGGACAACAAAAGCUCGUCUCACCGAGAGCAGCGACAGCACUUGGAGAUCAAGGCCACUAUCAUCCAGCGGGCCUGGCGAGCCAGUAUGUCCCGUAAGCUGGGCCCAGAGGUCCCAGACGAGAACCGGACCAGACACGGAUGGGAAGAGACCAGGACCUCAGAGAAACUCCUCAACCCUGUGGUGACUUCAGAUAUUUUCCCGGAUCAACUGAAGAACCUCCAGAGAGGCUACAAGCAUGUUAACGAUGAAGCUCUCCAGCUGCAGAGUAAUCAUCUGACUAUGGACCUAGACAACAACAUCAAUAUCAACCUGCCGCCUAUGGAGACCAAAGUGUUGAUCAUCCAGCGGGCGUGGCGAGACUUUCUGCAGAGACAAGAAGUGGAGAAACGGAGCCCAUCCCCACCUUCACUCUCCUCCUCUGACAAGAUGAGCAUGUCGAUCAGCAUGAUGACCCUGUCAGAUGGCAGCACCCCCGAUUAUCGAGAGGAUGGCAUGGACCUGGGGAGCGACGCAUCCAGUCGCUCCAGCUCAGAGUCCAACUCCAACAAGGUCACACCCUGCUCUCCUUCUCUUGACCUUGCCAAUCUGGAGGACUACAAAUCCUCCCCGUCCCCAGAUCUGGGCACUCUAGAUGACUACGAGGAGGAUGAGGACUACCAGGAGUACAAGAAGAAGGUGAUGGAGGAGUGGGAGAGUGAGUACGGCGAGGAAUACACCUCCCCGCAGCCCCCUGGUCAAGACAAAAGCAAAGAGAGUGCCGUGAUCGGUAGCGGGCUAAAAGAAGGCUACAGGAAGUCGGCAAAUGCUCUAAGCCUCGCCGAAGAAUUCCAGGAUGUGAAGACGGUCCCGCCCCUGCCGGCCCCCGCAGGACGCACCGCCACCGCCGCGGCAACUUUCCCAGAUGAACUGAAGCAGAAUGGGAAUUUGAUUCUGCACCAGAGCAACCAGCUCCACUCCUCCAGCACAGCUGAGGGAGGACCAGAGACUCCCAAAGCUGCCCACCGCAGCUGCGGUAAGGGCAGGGGGAGCCGCAGCAGUGGCAGGGGUGCUGAUGGUGGCGGAGCAGGAGAUGGUGGAGGAGGAGGAAGUGGAGGAACUGGGGGUCCGAUGCGGGAGUACAGAGAGGAGGAGCAGAGCGUAGAGGAGGAACCCCUGCCCACGAUGGAUUGGGCGGCCCUGGAGAGACACCUGGCCGGUCUGCAGUGCAGAGAGCAAGAGAACCAAAACCUGAACCACAACCAGAACCACAACAUGGGCAAGACCAAUUACACCUCGGCCCAGAAGAAUGAGAGGGAAUCAAUCAGGCAGAAGCUGGCCCUGGGUAGUUUCUUCGACGAUGGCCCGGGCAUCUACACGAGCUGCAGCAAGAGCGGCAAACCCAGUCUGUCCUCACGGCUGCAGAGCGGCAUGAACCUGCAGAUCUGUUUUGUCAAUGACAGCGGCAGCGACAAGGACAGCGAUGCGGAUGACAGCAAGACGGAGACCAGCCUGGACACACCCCUGUCCCCCAUGUCCAAGCAGAGCUCCUCCUACUCGGACAGGGACACCACGGAGGACGACUCGGAGUCCCUGGAGGACAUGGACUUUUUGAGUCGGCAGAAGAAGCUGCAGGCGGAGGCCAAGCUGGCCCUGGCGAUGGCCAAGCCCAUGGCCAAGAUGCAGGUGGAGGUGGAGAAACAGAACCGCAAAAAGUCGCCAGUGGCCGACCUGCUUCCACACAUGCCUCAUAUCAGCGAGUGUCUAAUGAAAAGAAGCCUGAAACCCACCGACUUGAGAGACAUGACGCUGGGGCAGCUUCAGGUUAUAGUCAACGACCUGCAUUCCCAGAUUGAAAGUCUGAAUGAGGAGCUUGUACAGUUGCUACUGAUUCGGGAUGAGCUUCAUAUGGAGCAAGACGCCAUGCUGGUUGACAUUGAGGACCUCACCAGGCAUGCUGAGAGCCAGCAGAAACAUUUGGCUGAGAGGACCCUGUCCAAAUAAGACGCCCGUCCUUUUCCCUGUCUCCGCUCCCGUCUGUUUCCCUUCUGCCGAGAUGAAACCUUUCCUCCCUGGAUCACUUCCUCUGCACCCCGUGUCUAUCCAAAACCUCCCUGCCUGCCCCAAGUAUUUUUGCUCCUUCCUCCCCCCACACUUCCCUGCCUUCUACCAACUCACUGACUUCACUGGUAGCAACAUCACAGAAGAAGAAAAAAAAAGACGAAGAAAAAAACAAAAACACUCUCUUUUAACUGCUUCUCCCGGCGCCGAAGGAUGGAGCAGCGCGUCCUGCUUCCUGGGAGAAGAGGAGAACCGAUCGUGUGUCGUCAUAGAUUCUUUCCCCCAGCUUCCUGUGCAGUCGUCGGCCUUGCUUUGCUACUGUUUCUUUUCGACUUUCUACAUUCGCCACUAAAUUAUACCUGUUCAGAUGCAAAAAAAGAUAAAAAUGUUAAAAAAAAAAAAAGUGUGGAAAAAAAAUCAAAUAAUAGUUCAAACUUUAGUAGAAAGUCAAUCAUGAAAAGAAAAAAAAACAAAGAAAAACACUGUAUGACGAGAAAACUGAAAACGAAUUUCUUCAGAACAUUUUUAAGUUGGACUCAAAAAGUUGAACCGUUUUUAUUCUGCACAAAUGGUAGUUUUCAACUGAGAAACAUUUGUCCGAAGGUGCUAAAAACGAGUGUAAAGGAAACAUGCCUGCUUUGUAGUGGAGUCGUAGACUGGUAACACGUUCACUCUGAAUUGCUCUAUCAGCAUUUUGUGAAUGUUGAUUCUUUCUGACAUGAGUCAUUUCAAAUGAAUAAGUGUGUUUAAUAUCAUUUUCAUCCUGCUGUAUUCAGAUGCUUUAUUUGAGAGAAAGAAAUGUUUAUGUACAGAAAUGUAAAAUAAAGAAUAAACUUGGUUUCGUA